Malus domestica (apple) is the source of this 2419-nucleotide messenger RNA. RefSeq names its product U-box domain-containing protein 15. Gene Ontology annotation, molecular function: ubiquitin-protein transferase activity; protein binding. Gene Ontology annotation, biological process: protein ubiquitination; cell surface receptor signaling pathway. The record is from RefSeq and is a predicted model, not a curated record. NCBI's taxonomy places the organism in Eukaryota, Viridiplantae, Streptophyta, Magnoliopsida, Rosales, Rosaceae.
UUAGCGUUCUAUUUUAGGCUCCAUGUAUUUUCCAAUUUAAAAAGCCACGGACCCGGAAAGCCCGCGAAAAGCUUCUGACAGGCACCAAGAACGAACACACAGAGCACCUGCAAAUGGAAUCCAUGGAAAUUAAGGUUAGGGUUUCGUUAUCUUCAACCCGGAUUCCAGCGGCGAAUUAUGCAUUCAUGAACCCUAGGGCAAUGCUAUUGCUAGUUCGUUUACUCGUGAUUUGAAGUCAGAAUUACUCUAAGAAACUAGGCUUUUGUUUUUUGAUUCAUCUAGAAUACAUAUAUGUAUAAAGGUGGAGGCCCAUGGUGAUCGAUGGAGAGAUCAGAGACGAAGGUGAAGGUGGAGGUGGCGGAGGCAGCGGAGGAGGAGGAGAGAUCAGAGAUGAAACUGCGGAGGGUGUGAUUGAAUAUGUUGCUCAAUUCGGAGAUUACCGAAGGACGCAGAGGAAAGAAUGCUACAACCUGGUGCGGCGUAUGAAGCUCUUGCUGCCGCUUUUUCAGGAGACGCGGGAGCUCGAUGGGCCAAUUCCGGAGAGGGGUGCUGCUUGGUUGGCAAAUUUGAAGAAGGUGCUUCUCAUGGCAAAGAAAUUGUUGAAAACUUGUAAUGAGGGGAGCAAAAUUUAUCUGGCACUUGAAAGCGAGGCAGUCAUGGUUAGAUUUCAUGCGGUUCAUGAAAGACUCGGUCAGGCUUUAGAAGGUUUGCCUGAUGAACUUUGCCUAUCAGAUGAAGUUGAGGAACAGGUUGAACUGAUGAUCAUGCAACUUAGACGAGCGAGGAAGCGAACAGAUACACAGGACAUAGAGCUCGCAAUGGAUAUUAUGGUGGUUUUGUCCAAAAAAGAAGAUAGAAAUGCUGAUAGUGCCAUUAUAGAGAGGCUCGCCCAAAAGCUAGACCUGCAAAAAUCCGAGGACCUUAAGAUAGAAACAAUAGCUGUGAGGAAUCUGGUUAAGGAUAAAGAGAGAGGAGGGCCAAGUGCAGAGACUACGCAGCAAAUCAUCGAUCUUCUUAACAAAUUCAGACAAAUCGCAGGAAUGGAAGCGACCGAUGUACUUGACGGCCCUGUCAUGCCUAAAAUGCUCGAGAAGUGCCCGUCUUUGAUGAUCCCUCAUGAGUUCCUCUGUCCAAUCACACUAGAAAUAAUGACGGAUCCUGUUAUUGUUGCAAGUGGACAGACGUAUAACAGAGAAAGCAUACAAAAGUGGCUCGACACCAAUCAUAGGACAUGUCCCAAGACCAGGCAGACUCUGGCUCACCUGUCACUUGCACCGAAUUAUGCUCUAAAAAAUCUAAUCAUGCAGUGGUGUGAGAAGAACAAAUUCCAGCUCCCGAAAAAAGAAACUUCCACGGGCCAGGAAAGCUCCUCCACCGAACACAAAGAGGAGAUCUCAUCAUUGGUUGACCAACUGUCCUCAAGUCACUUAGAAGUGCAAAGGAAUGCGGUCAUGAAGAUUCGUUUGAUCUCUAAAGAGAACCCAGAGAACAGAAUUUUGGUUGCCAAAGGUGGAGGAAUCCCGCCACUGGUGCAACUUCUUUCCUACCCAGAUUCUAAAGUUCAACAGCAUGCAGUAACGGCUCUUUUGAACUUAUCGAUUGAUGAAACAAACAAGAAAUUGAUAACCAGAGAAGAAGCCAUUCCAGCUAUUAUAGAAGUUUUGCAGAAUGGAAGCACAGAAGCUAGAGAGAACUCUGCAGCAGCUUUAUUUAGCUUGUCGAUGAUUGAUGAGAACAAAGUAAUUGUGGGAGAAUCAAAUGGCAUUCCGCCAUUAGUAGACUUGUUGCAGGACGGGACUAUUAGAGGUAGAAAAGACGCUGCCACGGCACUGUUUAACUUAUCUCUGAACCAAGCAAACAAGGGGAGGGCCAUUAGUGCUGGCAUUGUACCACCACUACUCCAGCUACUCAAGGACAGAAACUUGGGCAUGGUCGACGAAGCGCUCUCCAUCUUCUUACUUCUUGCAUCACAUCCAGAUGGACGACAAGAGAUUGGACAGCUCUCAUUCAUUGAAAUUCUGGUGGAAUUUAUCCGGGAAGGAACACCCAAGAACAAGGAAUGUGCAACGUCAGUUCUUCUCGAGUUGGGGUCAAGCAAUUCCUCUUUCUUACUUGCCGCACUGCAGUUUGGAGUGUACGAGCAUUUGGUAGAGAUCACAAGGAGUGGAACCAACAGAGCUCAAAGGAAGGCAAAUGCACUUCUGCAACUCAUAAGCAAGAGUGAACAAAUUCCUUGAACGAGUAAUAAUUAAUCUGUGUGUAGAAUAAUAUUAAUAUUUUCUCAAUUUUGUUGCUUUUAUUUGAUUUGAUUUGAUUCUAUCCUUCUAGGGUGAAUGAAAUCACAUGUGUAUGUAUAUAUAACAACGUCCACAAAAAUGCUACGACUCAAUAUACAACUUUCAGUUACUUCCUUUUAUCC